Trichomonas vaginalis G3 is the source of this 231-nucleotide messenger RNA. RefSeq lists its product as uncharacterized. Bases 1 to 231 code for a protein of 76 amino acids. The record is from RefSeq and is a predicted model, not a curated record. Lineage: Eukaryota; Parabasalia; Trichomonadida; Trichomonadidae. The transcript has a single exon.
AUGGGAAUUCUCUUGUCAUGCUGCCAAGGAAGAAGUCAAUACCAGCCAUUAGAUGAAGGAGAAGAUCAGAUUGCCGCUAUUGAGCGUACCAAGCUUCAAGCGCUUGAAGAUGAUGACAAUGAGCUCCUUAAAGAUCCAACAAUUCAAGAAGUACUCCAAGAUUCUGGAUCUGAUCAAGAGCAAAUGAAUGAUGAAGACGUUGCAAAAUACAUUCAAGGUCUUGGUGCCUAA